This is a messenger RNA of Hemibagrus wyckioides, 2866 nucleotides long. It is a transcript of the gene alas1, whose product is annotated as aminolevulinate, delta-, synthase 1. Gene Ontology annotation, cellular component: mitochondrion; mitochondrial matrix. Bases 175 to 2001 code for a protein of 608 amino acids. Gene Ontology annotation, biological process: erythrocyte development; hemoglobin biosynthetic process; heme biosynthetic process. Gene Ontology annotation, molecular function: pyridoxal phosphate binding; 5-aminolevulinate synthase activity. NCBI's taxonomy places the organism in Eukaryota, Metazoa, Chordata, Actinopteri, Siluriformes, Bagridae. The record is from RefSeq and is a predicted model, not a curated record. The transcript is spliced from 11 exons.
CCGACUGUUCGUCCUCAGUGCAGGAUAACGACAAGACCUUGUCACCUUCAGAGCCGCUUUUAGAUCAUUUUAAUCUCUCAACACUUUAGUGACAAAUAUAAACACCACACAAGUCCAUCACUGCCCUUCAACUCCACACAGAACAGAGCAGUAGAUCCUCAGAUCUGGACCAUCAUGGACGCCAUCAUCCGCUGUCCUUUCCUGUCCCGUGUCCCCCCGACGUUCUUCCAGCAGACGAGGAAGACUCUGGUGAGCUACGCGGUGAAGUGUCCCGUGAUGAUGGACCUGGCAUCCAAACCGCUCGUCCGCUCCAUCUGCUCCUCUUCCUCCCUCUUCCAGAAGAGUGAUGAUGUCAUCAGCACGGAGACUGAGAAAGCCCCUGAAAUCCCAGCAGGUCACCCCAAACUUCCAGCGGGAGCGACCGCCUCCAAGUGCCCUUUCCUGGCCGCUGAAAUGGGUCAGAAGAACAGUGGUGUGGUGCGUGAGGCCAGCAUGGAGCUGCAGGAGGACGUCUCUGAAAUCCGAACCCUGCAGCAAGAUGUGACUGCUGUGGAGCUGGCGAACAGCGUGAAACCUGACGGGGAUCUGAUGAAGAAACUGCUGAAACAACGUCCAGCAAUGGUUUCUCACCUGCUUCAGGAGAACAUGCCUAAAUCCGUCUCCAACUUCCGCUACGACGAGUUCUUCGAGAAGAAGAUCGAGGCGAAGAAAAACGACCACACCUACCGCGUGUUUAAAACCGUGAACCGGCGCGCGACCGAGUUCCCCAUGGCGGACGAUUACUCCGAGUCUCUGAGCUGUAAGAGAGACGUGUCCGUGUGGUGCAGUAACGAUUACCUGGGGAUGAGUCGCCACCCGCGCGUGGUGCAGACCGUGAUGGAUACGCUACAGAAACACGGCUCCGGGGCUGGAGGGACGCGGAACAUAUCGGGGACGAGUAAAUUUCAUGUGAAUCUGGAACACGAGCUGGCUGACCUUCACGGGAAAGAUGCAGCACUGCUUUUCACUUCCUGUUUUGUGGCCAAUGAUUCCACUCUGUUUACUCUGGCCAAAAUGCUGCCCGGAUGUGAGAUUUACUCGGACGCUGGAAACCACGCUUCAAUGAUCCAGGGUAUACGCAACAGCGGCACUAAGAAGUUCAUCUUCCGCCACAACGACGUGAAUCACCUGCGUGAACUUCUGGAGAAAUCGGAUCGCUCCACUCCGAAGAUCGUGGCCUUUGAGACGGUCCACUCGAUGGAUGGUGCCGUGUGUCCCCUGGAGGAGAUGUGUGAUGUUGCACACGAGUUCGGAGCAAUCACAUUUGUGGACGAAGUUCACGCUGUGGGUUUGUAUGGUGCGAGAGGGGGCGGGAUCGGAGACCGGGACGGAGUCAUGCACAAGAUGGACAUCAUCUCUGGAACACUCGGAAAGGCGUUCGGUUGUGUCGGAGGCUACAUCGCCAGUACGAAUACGCUGGUGGAUACGGUGCGCUCGUAUGCCGCGGGCUUCAUCUUCACCACGUCUCUGCCCCCCAUGCUGCUCGCUGGAGCUCGAGAGUCCAUCCGCAUCCUGAAGGGCGAGGAAGGACGCGUGUUACGCCGCAAACACCAGCGCAACGUCAAACUGCUGCGGCAGAUGCUGAUGGACUCGGGGCUGCCGGUGGUGCACUGCCCCAGCCACAUCAUCCCUAUACGGGUUUCAAACGCGGAGAAGAACACUGCCGUGUGCGACAUCAUGAUGAACCGCUACAACAUCUACGUCCAGGCUAUCAAUUAUCCCACCGUUGCCCGUGGAGAUGAACUCCUCCGCAUCGCUCCUACGCCUCAUCACACACCGCAGAUGAUGAAAUAUUUUGUCGAUAAGCUGCUGAAGGCGUGGCAGGAAGUGGGUCUGCAGCUGAAACCGCACUCCUCGGCUGAGUGUAACUUCUGCCAGCAGCCGCUGCACUUCGAGCUGAUGAGCGAGAGAGAGAAGUCGUACUUCAGCGGUCUGAGUCACCCCGUCUCGGCCCUCGGAUAACACACACACUAAUCACUGCACCGAUAAUCAGACAGAUUUUAUUUACGCUUAUAUUCUAUAAAAAUCUGAUUAUGGAGGUGAAAAUAAACACUUACCUGAAUCUGAUCUGGUGCUUUCUGAUUUUUCAUUUUAAAGCAGAAGAACAUGGUGUUAAUAAUAAUGACGAUAAUAAUAUAUCAUAAUAAUAAUCACCGCUCAUCCUAAUAAACUGUGUGUGAGGUGUUUCUCUCGGAGAACUGCUCGAGAAACCUCUCUGUGGAGUUUUAUCCACACAACCCUCAGACCCGAGAAGCUGAACUGGUUCUGAAACGGGAUCUUUAAAGGUUCUUCAGCCCUAAUGAAGGGUUUCUCUGCCUUCUCACAAGAUCUCGCUAUAUUUAAAGACCUAAAGUCAGGGUUCUUUAGGUGUUCCACUCUGCAGUCACGUGUCAAACCCUGGAACUGGGUCCCGUCUCAGAGCUGCUUGUUUUUAUUAAAUAAACACACGUGAGGGUGAGUGGUUAUUUAGAUGUGUAUCUGAUCUCCACUCUUACUCUUCCACACUGAGCUCCUGUAACCAGCGCCUUCUCUGCUUCUUGUUAUGAUGGAGGUGGUUCUGCUGCUGUUCCUACACUCCUCCUUCAGAGUUCUGCUCUGUCCAGUCAUUUUUAAAACUUCUCUAUUUAGAUUUAUUUUUUCGGUGUAAUUUGUGUUCCUGUGUCACUGCAGAGAAUAAACCUGUUUAUCAGAAACAUGUUAAAGCUCCUAUUACACACAGUUAUGGGAAAAAAACCUCAUCACAUGUGUGUCUCUCUCUCUGUCUGUCUCUCUCUCUCUCUCUCUCUCUCUCUCUCUCUCUCUCUCUCUCUCUCUCUCUCUCUCUCUC